Molecule: messenger RNA, 5270 nt
Organism: Gopherus flavomarginatus (Mexican gopher tortoise)
Lineage: Eukaryota; Metazoa; Chordata; Testudines; Testudinidae
Gene: NDUFAF5
Product: NADH:ubiquinone oxidoreductase complex assembly factor 5
Exons: 6
Coding region: 985-1452 (155 amino acids)
Biological process (GO): mitochondrial respiratory chain complex I assembly
Cellular component (GO): mitochondrion
Molecular function (GO): S-adenosylmethionine-dependent methyltransferase activity
Source: RefSeq, a predicted model, not a curated record
AAAACUGUUGCUGUUACCGGUAAUCAGAACUAAUUUUGGUUUGUAGUUACUUCUCAUAUGUACUUCCUUCUUCUUUUGCUUAUUUCUAAGAUGUGUGUAGACAGCUUGUGUUGAAAUAUUUUUGGUCAUAUCCCUAGAAGUCUGAUUAAAUAUGAUUUUAAUACUGUCCACCCAUUUUGUUGUUGUCUGUCAUUAAGAGGAUUCAAAUUCUGCUACUAUGAGACAUUAGCUAGAAAAGAAAUGACACCACUCUUCACAUACUUUGUAUUGAUAAGAGUUUAAAUACCUGAGAUGACAAAAUUAACAGCUGUGAAUUGAUUUAUCCAUAUUGAUUUUGAUACCUUGUUAAGAUUGUCCUUUGGUUAACCCAUGGAACACGUCUUUCUGAGUGAUAACCAAACAUAUAACAUAACUUGUACACACAGUCCAGUCUCAAAGCAGUUGAUAAAACAUGUUAUGUUAUAUUCAACUUUCUUAGACUGCAACAAUUUUCCAUGCAGAAGUAUUUCUUACAUCAGAAUCUCUUUCAAUUUGCAGCUAGAUAUAAAGGAAUUUUCUUCAGUUAAAAACUGCUUGUGCUUUAUGACUAACUUCCUGCUAUGUAACUUUUGGACCAAUGGCUUAAAGUAAUGGAUUUGCAGCUAAUGUCUUAAACUUAGCCCACAUAUACUUGAUACUAGUUACUGAACGGUGCUGUCUGCUGACCAAAUGUCUCUACAUGAGCACCGAAUAAGACACCUUGGCUGAUAACCUGAUUAAAUACGACUCAUUCACCCAACUAUCUUGCAUUGCACAUUACUUUGUAAGUCAGAUCACUUACUUCUUUUAUAUAAAUUAUCUGUUUCGUCAGAACUGGAUGAUUCAAGAAAUAAGUAUCAGUCAGGAGCCUUUUUACCACAAUGACAUUAGUUGGAAUUCAUUGGAAGCAAGUGGUGACUGAAGAUUCAUCAAGUCCUUAAGCCAGAUGGAGUAUUUAUUGGUGCCAUGUUUGGAGGAGAAACUCUGUAUGAACUUCGCUGUUCUUUGCAGCUAGCAGAACUGGAAAGAGAAGGAGGAUUCUCACCACAUGUAUCUCCCUUCACUGAUGUCACUGAUUUAGGACAUCUGCUGGGAAGAGCUGGCUUUAACACGUUGACUGUGGAUACUGAUGAAAUUCAAGUCAACUAUCCAGGGAUGUUUGAGAUCAUGGAAGAUUUGAAAGGUAUGGGAGAGAGUAAUUGUUCUUGGAAUAGGAAACCUAUCCUACACAGAGAAACCAUGUUGGCAGCUGCAGCAAUAUAUCAAGAAAUGUAUGGAAGUAAUGAUGGUUCAGUACCUGCUACAUUUGAGAUUUAUUACAUGAUAGGCUGGAAAUUCCAAGAGUCACAGGCAAGACCUGCCCAGAGAGGUUCUGCAACAGUGUCAUUUGGCGAUCUGGCAAAAAUAAAUGCACUUAUUUCAAGAAAAAAGUAGUUCAUCCAAUAGUUACGAUUGUACUGGAUCUCUUAUGGAACUUGGCAUUGCAGAUAUUCUACAGUUGUCAGGUUUCUCCUGUUAAUGUCACUUUGAAGAGCUAAUAAAGUAGUUACAGGACUUGGUUUAUGUUUUUUUCAAUGCAUAGCAGUAAGAGAACAUAGUAUCCAUUAAAAUUUCUAUAGAAAGAUGUUAUCAAUACAUUAAUAGAAGGGUGAAACUUUCUUUUUUGGUAACUGACAGUUUUCAGAUGUAAUGUCUGUCUUCGCCAUUUCAGUGCUAAGGAUUGCUCCAAAGGGAGUAACUUUUUUGUUAGUAUUUGGGUACUCUGGGUAUAAUGAUUUAAUGAUAUUAAAGAGAGCAUCUGCCUGGUGCUGUGAACAGGAUUUUCAACUGAACUAAUAGGGAAAAACGUCUGCAAAUACACAGAUCCUAUUUAAUAUGUAAGUAGUCUGAAGAUGUUUUUGUUUGUUUGUUUGUUUUCUUUGGGGGCCUCAAAAUAUGGGUAAAAACACUUGGCCAUCAGUUGUUGAAAUUCUCAUGUUUGACCUGCAUGUAAAGAGAAGUGAAGGAAACCAUCCUUGUAAGAGAAAAUACCUUGCUCAAGAACUCAGCUAAGUGUCUUACUUCAAAGUAUGUACAACUAAACAGUUACUGUGAGAUCAUUAUUUUCUAGGAACAGUGAUUUACUGUGUGCAUUGAGUGAAAGAACCCAGAAAAUGCUAUCAUUGGAGUCUAAUUCUUUACUUAACUAUUUGAGCAAGACUCCAUCAAUGAGGCAUGGCAAUGCUAUUUGUUUCCACACUGACUUGCAUUCUAGUGCUGUAAAGAAAAGGGCAAGGACAAUACCAAUCUAGUAGCCUGACGACAAUGCUAUUCAGCCUAGGGAGCUUAUGCAACAUUCUGUUAGAGUCAACAUGGUAGAACCCAUGUAGAAAACAUACUAGUCCGUAAGUGAAGUAUACCUAGCUCUUUAGUUAGUAACAGUGGAAUAAGUAUUCACCAACACUAUUAGUUUUGGGGAGGGUUUAGUUUCAUGAUCAGAAUACUAAAGUGAGAGUUCUAAAUGGGAGACAAGUCUCUUGUGUUUCUCUCUUGUAUACAGAAACUUCCCUCUCCUUGGCUGAGUAAUAUCACUGACAUCAGGAAGGGGGAACAUCUUGUUUUUGAGUUAAUAGGCAUUUUUCUGGGCAACUUGCAGUGUCUGCCCUCUACUAUUUAAUGUAACUAAUUUAUGACAGCUUACUUUAAAAAGUGUGCAAACGAGGAAACAGUUGCCUAUCAGACAUCCACCUUUACUUUGGAAUCCAGAACCCGAGCAACCACCAGAUAGUCAUUUUAGAGCUAGUAUUUGUUAAAUAACUGUUCCUACCCUCCUCUACUCCCCUCAAGGUGUUAAGCCCUUUAAUGCUAUAUCCUAUAGUAUUUGACAGCCAAGGAAUUGCAUUUUUUACAGCAACAACUUUGCUGUAUUACAAGUACAGGAUAGUACACAUGAACAGCAAUAGUAGUAAUCCCAAGUAAUAUUUAUACACAGUGUGGCUGACUUAAUUUCAGGCUUUUUAUAUCUAGAUUCUCAGCCCUAAAGUGCAUUGCAACAGUUGGACAUUGUGCUGUCAGCACUGUCUUAAUUCAGUCCUGGUCCACACUGCACAGGUCAACAUAAGGCAGCUUACAUGGACCUAAUUAUGACAGUGUCUAAACUACAGCCUUGUCCUGCCAAUGUAAGUCCCCAUCUACACUGCCAUAAUAACCACCCCCACUAGAGGCAUAGGGGUUAUGUUGGUGUAGUUAGGGUGAUGCAGUGUCUGUGUAAACAUUGUGUUACUUACAGCUGCUGUUAGCACUCUCGUUAAUUUCACGGCUCUGGUGGAGUGGGCGGGGGGGCAGGCUAUGAAGCUGGGACAGCUGGACCCCACUGCCUAUGGGCAAGAAGCCCCAGGUGCUGUCUCACUGCCUACUCCCCUGGCAGGGAACAGGAAGGCGAGAAGUUCUGGGAGCCUGUGGGCAGCUGGGCUCCUGGCAGAGAGCUGUCAACAGAGCUGAGAGAUUGGGUUGUCAGCUCCCCCAUACUGUUCUUUUUAGGUCAGUGGAAGUACUCUUAGUGACAACUUGCACCACCACCCCCAGGAGGAUAGUGUUGACAUGCACCACUGCAGUAAUUACUCCUAAUAUAGGUUGAAUUAAGUUUUUAGUGUGGACAUACCCUUUUUCAUUAUGCCUGUUGUAAUAAAAUAAUCCAGUAGGUGGAGUUCGACAGAAUGGUACAGCAUACUCCAAGCAAUAAAGUCAUAACUGUUUGUCAACCCUGCGUAUAAAGAAACCUUCAAAUAGAAUUGAAAAACCAUCCUAUCUUCUACAGUAUUGGGUUUCUAUUUAUAUUAUUAUUAGCAAUGCACUCAGACUGAAAGGAACACUCAUGUUUUCCCAAAUGUUGAUUUUUAGUUAAUUGCAUGUACUAAUAUUUUUUUUUCUAAAUUUUUGCUUUGAGUUUCUUCUCAAGCACUGUGGCUCCUGGUUAUGACUAGUUAGGUGUGAAGGGACUAGAGAGAAUGAAGAGGAAUGUUGUGUGGAAAUGUUAAUUAGGAGAGUUGCUGCUGUGCCUGGUUCUUCUACCACUCAAUCAGCACUUGGGUAGGAGAGAACUGAAAUGUUAGAAACUUCUUCUGUUUCCUUUGCAGAGAUGAAGAAUGUGUCACUGGUAAUAGGAAAAAUGGGCAUUGUGGACAGAGAAAGUGCAGAUUUGUUUCCCUCCCCAGUGCACGAAAGAGAGAAUACAGACAGCACCUAACUUGGGAGAAGGCUGGGAGUUACUGGUGUAGGGAAGAAUUAGUAGGUACUGCACAGGAUCCUUGCUAGUUGGUAGGCAGGAGAUUGGUCCUGCUGUUUGCUUGUAUAUUUAAAAACUCAAUAAUACUUACUUAAUUUAACUUCCUCAGACUAUUCACAGUACAUGAUGUAGCAAUUCAUGUCACUAACAUUCACCUUACAAACUUAAAAGCUGGGUCUACUUUAUAAAAUCUUCAGGUAAAAAAGCCUCGUAUCUUGGGUUUUCAAGUGGUAUGGGAGCAAGGAUAUUAUGUUAAUAGACCAGAUCUUGCUUUCAUGGAAGGCGAUGGCAAAACUUUCCCACUUGCUUCUCUGGGUUAGGAUUUAGGUUGCUAGCACCCCUAAAGGAGUUUCUCAGCAGCAUUUGCUCCAACUUCUGAAAUAUUACACCAAAAAGGUGAUUAGUGAUAAACACAUUCAUUUAACGAACAUUCAGUGUCUGACCUUUGCCCUGCAAAGAUCUAUGCAUGUGUUUAAUUAACCUGAAGCACAUGAGUAAUCACAUUCAAGUGAAGGGAUAAUGAAGCAUGCACAUAAGUGGUUGUAGGUUCAGGGCUUAAGUAUGUACAGUGUUACCAGUAGUGAUUAUGAAGUAUAAAUUAAGUGCAAAAAAACCAGUAAUGCAAUAUUAAGCUCAGAGCAUGGUACUUCUUGAAAGGAUAGGGGUGCAAAUCCUGCUCUUCUGCCCAAAUUCUAAUUUGGGUGAUUAUAUUCUGCUUACCUAAUAUUUCUUCUGAUGUUUUAGCUUCAGAGUGUCCUAGGUUCUGUUAAUGAAUAGAACUGAAAGCCUUAAGGGGUUCAGUUUAUCCCCUUUGCUUUAUAAAAGAAGAAUAAACAUACUCCACCACUAUAUUAUUGGUCUACUAGUCUGUGACCUAUAUUUCAGCAUACCUGUGCAAACUAAUACUUUUAUUUUUGAAUUUUUAAGUACUGUAUAGACCAGGAGUGGGCAAACUUUUUGGCCUGAGGGCCACAUCUGGGUGGGGAAA